AUGUACAUUAUAAAUUAAAGUUUUAGGUCCCAGCUAUCCUCUGUAUCCUGCAUAAUUCUGAAACCUUCCUAUAAUCUGAUCUUUACUGGAAACUGAGAAAAUUCACAUUCGUGACAUAACUAACAUGGCUAACGGAGCUCUGUUAUUGCUGUCGGUUCGGAGUCUUAGAAGAAUCAAAAAUGAGGUUUUAAAUAGUUUAACUUCAAACAGCAUUCACCUCCAAAAAAUUAUGAGGUUUAUUGUGCUUGCAAUUUUGUCAUUUUUCUCUAACAGGAUUUCUCUCUUUCUUUUUUACUUAAAACACUGAGAGAAUUAUCAUUUUUUCACAAGAAUUAUUUAUUCACUGAUUUCACUUUUGAUUUUUCUUUCACUAUAAUGGGAUGUAUCCACAUUAAUCCAAUUACAUUUGAAAAUGGCGAGAAAUUUGCAAAGGUUAUUUUAAAGAAUUAUUCUGGCACAAUGGCGCCCCCUCCCGCAUACCCCAUUUUUGCAUAUAAAGGACUUUUAUUUUGGUCUGGAGAUAUGAUGUCAUAAGGCUGUGCCAUGCUCCUGCAUCUGUUAUGAUUUGGCUGAAGAAAGUAACCAGGGUGUGAAAGACCAUUAGUUCUCCUUUAAUUUUACCAGUGCACUGAAUACUGAACUAUGGAGUUGUAGCUUGGAUUUAUUUUUCUUUCUGUUAAUUAUUCUCAUCUUAAACAGGACAAACACAGAGAAAAUCUCCUUAAGUAUUGUUAUAAAGAUGGCAUUUAUUAAAGUGGAGAGUGAAGACAUGAAGAUUGAAGAAGUAUUCAGUUUGAAACAAGAAGAAACUGAGGAACAAACAAAGAUGGCGUUUAUUAAAGAGGAGAGUGAAAACAUAAUAAUUGAAGAAACACUCAGAGUAAAACAUGAAGAUACUGAGGAACAACCAAAGAUGGCAUUUUUAAAAGAGAAGAGUGAAGAAACAUUCACAGUGAAACAUGAAGAAACUGAGGAACAAACAGACCUGAUGGCACUGAAAGAGGAGACUGAAGUACUCAAUGAAAACGAAGAAAAAGAUCAAUAUCAGAAUCAUCAUAAUUUCAUAACUGGAGAAAAAACUUUCAGUUGCCUACAGGCUGAAAACACUUCAUCACAAAAAAGAGCUCAAAAUGAAGGAAAAAUCAAUCACUUCAUCUGCCAACAGUGUGGAAAGAGUUUCAAUAGAAAAGGAAACCUUGAAGUUCACAUGAGAGUUCACAGUGGAGAGAAGCCUUUCACAUGCCCUAAGUGUGGAAAGAGAUUCAGUCAAAAAGGACACCUUAAAGCCCACCUGAGAAUUCACUCUGGAGAUCAACCUUACACUUGCCCUCAGUGUGGAAAGGGUUUCAGUCAAAUUGGACGCUUUGAAGACCAUAUGAGAAUUCACACUGGAGAGAAGCCUUACACUUGCAAACAAUGUGGGAAAAGUUUCAAUCAAAAAGGAAACUUUAAGAGGCACAUGAGAACUCACACUAGAGAGAAGCCUUGUACAUACCCUCCCCGUGGAAAAACUGUCAUUCAAAACAGGAACCUUAAAGUUUAUAAGACAACUGGAGAGAAGCCUUUCGUCUGCCAGCACUGUGGAAAAGGAUUUAGUCGAAAAGGACAGUUAGAAGUCCACACAAGAACUCACACUAGAGAGAAGCCUUACACCUGCCAACAAUGUGGAAAAGAAUUCACUCAAAAAGGACAGUUUGAAGUCCACCUGAGAAUUCACACUGGAGAUAAACCUUUAAUCUGCCAACACUGUGGAAAAGGAUUUAUUCGAAAAGGACAGUUUGAAGUCCACUUGAGAAUUCACACUGGAGAGAAGCCUUGUACAUACCCUUUCACCUGCCAGCAGUGUGGAAAAGGAUUCACUAAAAAAGGACAGUUUGAAGUCCACAUGAGAAUUCACACUGGAGAGAAACCUUACACCUGCAAAAAAUGUGCAAAAAGUUUCCACCGUAAAGGAAUCCUUAACCGACAUCUGAAAACUCACAUUGGAGACAUUGAGUGUCGUCACUGUGAAAAGACUUUCAAAUGUAAAGAAUCCCUUAAUUACCACAUGAGGAUUCAUGUAUGAGAGAACAGUUUUAUAUUUCAUCAGUGUGGAAUGAGUUUCACCCUAGGAAUCAUGUAAUAACUCACACCAGAGAGAAGACUUUUUUGUGGAAAUAUACAGUUUCACAUAAGCAUCCUGACUCAGGCAGAGUUGUUUUUCUUUCUUUUGGCUCAUUUCCACCAAACUGUACGGUUCAGGUCAGUUGUCUGAUUCUUGUGGCCUGUACUUUUCUGAUCAGGCACUAUCUCCCAAGUCUUUUUGAAAUGUAUGAUGGGAGCAAAUGGUGAUAGUUCUCAGUGGGGAACUCAGACAUUGCAGAGUCUGCAUGGGUUACAAUUGUGUCUUUGAUCGAUCCAAUCGUUACAAGUGGUUCAGUUCAUGUAAAACAUCUAGUAGCCUAUAAUUCGUUUGCCCUUUUUUUUUUUGCACAAUAAAAUCUUUACUGUUUAAAA
Molecule: messenger RNA, 2496 nt
Organism: Megalobrama amblycephala (Wuchang bream)
Lineage: Eukaryota; Metazoa; Chordata; Actinopteri; Cypriniformes; Xenocyprididae
Product: zinc finger protein OZF-like
Exons: 3
Coding region: 740-2065 (441 amino acids)
Source: RefSeq, a predicted model, not a curated record